This is a messenger RNA of Dovyalis caffra, 2691 nucleotides long. The record is from the annotation of a GenBank genome assembly. NCBI's taxonomy places the organism in Eukaryota, Viridiplantae, Streptophyta, Magnoliopsida, Malpighiales, Salicaceae.
AUGGAAGACAGGAGUGAGGAGACUGUUGAGUGGAUUGGUGCCCCAAACGUGAGGAUGGACAAGAAGAGAGAAGAAGGGAAGGAGCCAAGUGAAAAGGCGGGAGAUAUUGAAUUCUUGCCUGGGGCUCGUCAAAUGCAAAAACUCAUAGCCACUGAUCCUUCUGGUGGUUGGGAGAGUUGUUGGGAGCAGGGAGUGACACCAUGGGAUUUAGGACGCCCAACACCUAUCAUCUUGCAUCUUCAUCAGACAGGUGCCCUUCCUAAGGGCAGGGCUUUAGUCCCUGGAUGUGGCUCUGGUUAUGAUGUGGUGGCAAUGGCAUGCCCUGAACGCUAUGUUGUUGGAUUAGACAUCUCGGGCAAGGGCAUUGAAAAAGCAGAAGAGCGUUCUUCCUCAUUACCAAAUUCAAGUCACUUUACAUUCUUAAAGGAAGACUUCUUUACUUGGCAACCUCCUGAGUUGUUUGAUCUCAUUUUCGAUUAUACGUUCUUUUGUGCUAUCGAACCAGGGAUGAGAUCAAGAUGGGCAAGCAAAAUUCAAGAAAUGUUGAAACCUGAUGGAGAGCUCAUAACAUUGAUUUUUCCAAUCAGUGAUCAUGUUGGUGGACCCCCAUAUAAAGUAUCAGUCUCCGAUUAUGAAGAGCUGCUGCACCCCAUGGGCUUCAAGGCUGUAACCAUUGUUGACAAUGAACUUGCAGUUGGAGCUCGCAAGGUGGAUUGGGACAUACCUAUCACUAAUUGGUUUGAGAUGAAAGCCAAUCUUAUGGAAAGGCACAGGCCAGGCAAUUAUGUUCAAAAGAUUCGCGAGGCACCUUAUUUUUUACCACAAGACAACCUAACUAUUAAUGAAUAUAUGAAAAAUUUUGAAGAGCUGAAGAUCAAAGGUCAAAUUGUGGAAGAUCUUGAACAUGCUCUUGCCCGAUUCAAGGCAAUAUCAUUUAUGCAUUCGUUAGCCGAACCGAAAGGAAGACAGGAGACUGUUGAGGUUUCUUUGGAAGUUGCUGUUGGUAGGAUGGAGAGAAGAGAAUUCAGGCAAGAUGGGGUUUGGCUCAAUUUGGGUGUUCUGUUUAUUUUUUGGAAUAAGAAAAGUCUACGAAUAUUCAGGGUCGCAGACUUCUUUACUUGCCAACCUCCUGAGUUGUUUCAUCUCAUUUUCGAUUACACGUUCUUUUGUGCUAUUGAACCAGGGAUGAGGUCAAGAUGGGCAAGCAAAGUUCAAGAAAUGUUGGAACCUGAUGGAGAGCUCAUAACAUUGAUUUUUCCAUUGUGGAUUGGUGCCACAAACGUGAGGAUGGACAAGAAGAGAGAAGAAGGAAAAGAGCCAAGUGAAAAGGCGGUAGAGGGUGAUUUUGAAUUCAUGCCUGGGGCUCAUCAAAUGCAACAACUCAUAACCCCCGAGUCUUCUGAUGGUUGGGAGAGUUGUUGGGAGCAGGGAGUGACACCAUGGGAUUUAGGACGCCCAACACCUAUUAUCUUGCAUCUUCAUCAGACGGGUGCGCUUCCUAAGGGCAGGGCUUUAGUCCCUGGAUGUGGCUCUGGUUAUGAUGUGGUGGCAAUGGCAUGCCCUGAACGCUAUGUUGUUGGAUUAGACAUCUCAGACAAGGGCAUCGAGAAAGCAGUAGAGACAGACUUCUUCACAUGGCACCCACCUGAGUUGUUUGAUCUCAUUUUCGAUUAUACGUUCUUUUGUGCUAUUGAACCAGGGAUGAGAUCAAAAUGGGCAAGCAAAAUUCAAGAAUUGUUGAAACCUGAUGGAGAGCUCAUAACAUUGAUUUUUCCAAUCAGUGAUCAUGUUGGUGGACCCCCAUAUAAAGUAUCAGUCUCCGAUUAUGAAGAGGUGCUGCACCCAAUGGGCUUCAAGGCUGUAACCAUCGUUGAUAAUGAACUUGCAGUUGAACCUCGCAAGGGAAGACAGGGGACUGUUGAGGUUUCUUUGGAAGUUGCUGUUGGUAGGAUGGAGAGUAGAGAAUUCAGGCAAGAUGGGGCUAGUACAUUUCAGUUGUGGAUUGGUGGCAAAAACGUGAGGAUGGGCAGGAAGAGAGAAGAAGGAAAGGAGGCAAGUGAAAAGGCGGGAGAGGGUGAUGCUGAAUUCAUGCCUGGGGCUCAUCAAAUGCAACAACUCCUAGCCACUGAGUCUUCUGGUGGUUGGGAGAUUUGUUGGGAGGAGGGAGUGACACCAUGGGAUUUAGGACGCCCAACACCUAUUAUCUUGCAUCUCCAUCAGACUGGUGCGCUUCCUAAGGGCAGGGCUUUAGUCCCUGGAUCUGGAUCUGGUUAUGAUGUGGUAGCAAUGGCAUGCCCUGAACGCUAUGUCGUUGGAUUAGACAUCUCAGACAAGGCCAUCGAGAAAGCAGUGGAGGCAGACUUCUUCACUUGGCAACCUCCUGAGUUGUUUGAUCUCAUUUUCGAUUAUACGUUCUUCUGUGCUAUUGAACCAGGGAUGAGAUCAAGAUGGGCAAGCAAAGUUCAAGAAUUGUUGAAACCUGAUGGAGAGCUCAUAACAUUGAUUUUUCCAAUCAGUGAUCAUGUUGGUGGACCCCCAUAUAAAGUAUCAGUCUCAGAUUAUGAAGAGGUGUUGCAUCCCAUGGGUUUCAAGGCUGUAACCAUUGUUGAUAAUGAAAUGGCAAUUGGAGCUCGCAAGGGAAGAGAGAAAUUUGGAAGAUGGAAGAGGUCUGCAACCCAAUCCUUAAUUUGA